Danio rerio (zebrafish) is the source of this 2895-nucleotide messenger RNA. The record is from RefSeq and is a predicted model, not a curated record. NCBI's taxonomy places the organism in Eukaryota, Metazoa, Chordata, Actinopteri, Cypriniformes, Danionidae.
GUGUGUGUGUGAGAGAGAGAGAGAUAGGGAGAGGGAAAGAGAAGUUCAGUCCUGAUCAUUGGGACCCUCAGGACCACACCAGUAUUUUUAAUCUGACAUUCGCUUACUUAAAUUAGGCUAUUUAGAGUUUUAAUAUGGAACAGUUCAUAUAAACACACCUAUUUUCCUACGAGAAAUGUUUUAAAAAGCAAAAUAGCAAUAGUUAACGUGAGCAUUUUGAACGAACACUCUUCAGCUGUAAGGAUUUCAAUUGCACUGGAUGUUAUGGAUUUGCUAUUUUUGCACACUGGACAUUUAUUUUGUGUGGAAGCUACGUCGACGACAUAGUUGUGGGAUUUCCUUCUGACUGAAGGCGAUUAAUUUCGGAAGUUUUUUCGGUUUCAAUGAGUCCUUGCGUCCAGCAGUGGACGAUGCUUCAAGUUCUCGGCGGAUUUCAGAUAGAGUGAAACUGACGGAUAGGCGUCGGGAUUUGAAGGAGUCAUUCCUCUCCUAAAACACCCCUCGGGGAUUCUCGCCUCUUCCUCUGAAGACCUGUUUCCCAUCCAUCAGCGAGCACAAAGACUGGAACUGAAAAUAGCCUCCUGUAGUUUUGUCGAUAUCACACUCAGGAUGCAAACCGUUUCAACGGUUACCGGUCUCAGUUUCUAAUCGCAAACCAACUUAACGUUUCACGAGCCUGAGAGACGUGGAAGCACAACAAAUUAAGAUUCUUGAGAAAAACAGAGGUGGAUUACAGCAGCCAUGGCGGCCAUAGCAACAGUGCCCAACUACACCCCCUCAGUAUGGGUACGGUUAUGCCAUGCCAUCCCUCGCCUGAGCUUAACCAUGCAGAUGCGAGACAGCGUGUUCACUCCAGACAGCUGGGAGUACCAGCAGACUCUGCUAGUGUUGUCCAGCUUCUCUGCCAUCGCUCUUGUACUCUCGCUGCUGGUGAUUCUGUGUUUCCUCAUCCACUACUGCUGCUGCCAUCGGGGCGAAUCAGGCAGAGAUGCAGAGGAGGAAGAAGAAGAUGAUGAUGCCAGCGGUGGCCAUGGUUACAGUGGCAAAAAGGGGCGGGGCAUCUGCUGUGUCACAUGGGUGUCGGUUGCAGCCGUCACAUUGUGUUGUGUUGCCAUAGGCGUUGGUUUCUACGGCAAUAGUGAGGCGAACGAUGGGAUGUAUCAGUUGACCUCAUCCUUGCUCACUGCCAAUUACACACUGGCGUCCAUCGAUCUUCUGGUUUCAGACACUAUUUCCGGCCUCCAGCGGUCAGUCUCAGGGCCCUUGACCUCUAUGGAGGAUGUGUUUGGAGGACACAAACCAGCGCUGGUGCCCACGCGCUCUUGCAGGCGUCUGUCAGAGCGGGUCGUGUCUCUGCUCUCCAACCUGACACUGGGAAGAGGCCUGAUCCCCAUCGCAGAUGGCUUUUACAGGACAAACGGAAGUGAAAGUAUAGUGGGAGCCCUCACUCCUGCUCCACCUUCUGUAGCGCCAACCCUCAGUCCAUCCGCCAACAGCAUUCCUGCACCAUUCUCUCCUGGAUGGGCAGCAAACACCCUCAUGGUGAAUGAAGACUACAGGUGGCUGUCAUAUGUGCUGCUGCUUUUGGUGGAUCUGGUGGUGUGUUUCUUCAUUCUCCUGGGUUUAGCCAAACAGUCCCGCUGGCUACUUAUUCUGAUGACAGUGCUGGCCUGGUUGUCUCUGUUUAUGAGCUGGGGUUCUCUGGGUCUGGAAACACCCACUGUGGUGGCCCUGAGUGAUUUUUGCUUUGACCCAAACACAUUUGUGCUCAACUCCACUCACUUCAACUCUGGGACAAGCCCAGAAGUCCUGGAUUAUUUCCUAACCUGCAGCAGGAAGAUGAGCAGCCCUUUCCAACAGAUACUGACCCAGUCCCAGAGAGCACUUUCCAGCAUCCACUCUCAUCUUUCCAGCCUGGAGAGAGAUGCUCUUCCACGCUUCCCAAAAGCAGAGAGGUCACUCAGGGAGGUUCAGCAGAUCCUCAACACCACCGAGGGAAACUUCCAUCAGCUGGUUGCUCUUCUCAACUGUCGAGGCCUGAACAAGGAUUACGUGGACUCUCUGAAAGGCCUGUGCUAUGAUGGGAUGGAGGGGCUGCUCUAUCUGUCUCUCUACUCUUUUCUCUCCGCUUUGGCCUUCACUGCUAUUCUUUGCUCCCUCCCUGGAGCCUGGAGGAGCUUCCACAGUGAUUCAGACGAUUAUGAAGACUCGGACAGUGAAAGCGAGGACCCCUUCACUUCUCAUCAGGACUCCAAACGUUUCCUCCAAUGGCAACCCUGGUUAUGAGAACCUGCCUUUGAGUGACAGACAGUCCCCACCCCCCUCUUACUCUCCCAGCAUGCUGACUGGCUACGGCGGCAGUCAAUCACACUCCAACCCCUCCCAUUCAAGAAACUUGUACUCGCACUAAUUAUUUUUCUGUAUAAUAGAAAAGAAAGCUAUAUAGCCAGGUUUAGUUUUCAUAUGGAUGGACACUUUAUGAGACGGGAGACUAAUUUAAAACAUUACGUGUUAAAUAUCCGUGCGUAGCGUCAGUACCAUUGAGUCAUUUGGGUGUAACAGACUUACGAAAACCCCGUCACUUCCUCUCCCUCUAGUGUCAAUCUGUACAUAGCUGGUGGAAACAAGAUGGUAUUGACGUUACAGUAGUGCUCUAUUUUUAAACGUAUAACCACUUUAUUUUGGAGUUUUGAUAUUGUUAUAUGUAGUCACAGAAACAUAGUGGCGAUGGCACAAUUUCUUUGUAUGAUUAUACAGUUUUCUCUUCACCUUUCUUUUUUAAAUAUUUGACAGAACCCUAUUUUAUAAGUGGCGAUGCUGUACUACCUUGUAUACCCUCUGGUAUGAUUAUUUAUAUAAAAAAUAUACGAAUAAUGUUUAUAUAUAUAUAUAUAU